Molecule: messenger RNA, 2097 nt
Organism: Brugia malayi
Lineage: Eukaryota; Metazoa; Nematoda; Chromadorea; Rhabditida; Onchocercidae
Gene: Bma-usp-39
Product: ubiquitin thiolesterase homolog, putative
Exons: 16
Coding region: 1-2097 (698 amino acids)
Biological process (GO): protein deubiquitination; spliceosomal complex assembly; mRNA processing
Molecular function (GO): cysteine-type deubiquitinase activity; zinc ion binding
Source: RefSeq, a predicted model, not a curated record
AUGGUUACAACAAGGAAUAGAAAACGGACAGAGGAAAGUAACGAAAAUAAGAGUGAACGCAGUGAAAACCAUCGAAAUGGUGGACAAAAUGUUGAAACUGUAAAAGAAAUGAUGCCUGGUGUUUCUACAAGUAAUGAGGAUGGCGAAUUAGUGGAAAAUGAGAGUGGAAAUGAGAAGAGUGAAAUAGCAACUAAAGCAGAUAAAUUAUCCAGUGAAUCUUCAAGAAAAAGUCGACAGGAAGAAUCUAGUAGUAAUGUUAGGGAUAGAAAACGUAAGAGAUCACGAUCAGCAGAUUCUGGCAGUGAUAUCAGUCGAGAUGAUUCGAGAACACGGUCGAAACGCAAGCAUUCAAGUCAUAAAGAUGCUAAGUCAUCAAAAAAGCACUCUAAAAGUGACAGACGUCGUCGUUCUUCGAUGGAAAAGGAAAAAAAAAAUGAUACCAAUGAAGUUCUUGAUGGGACAUCUUCAAAAGCAGGAUUGGUAAGUGAGACGAAUGGUACGAAUUUAGAACAGAAUAACAUAGAGAAAAUCAAAAAAGAACCAACAGCAAGAGAAUUGGAAAUUGCUAGGCUGUUGAAAGAAGAAGAGGAACAUCCGGAGCUACUUGAUACGGAUAUUGAUGCAGUUUGGUCGUUGAAAAAGGCUCAAAUUGAAAAACCAAGUCGACAGUGCCCGUAUUUGGAUACCAUUGAUAGAUGCGCAUUGGAUUUUGAUUUUGAAAAGCUUUGUUCUGUUUCAUUAUCACACAUUAAUGUUUAUGCUUGUAUGGUUUGCGGAAAAUAUUUCCAGGGUCGAGGUACCAGCACUCAUGCGUACACUCAUUCGUUGGAUACCAAUCACCGAGUUUUCUUGAAUUUAAGCACUUUGAAAUUUUACUGUUUGCCAGACAAUUAUGAAAUCAUUGAUCCAUCGUUGGAUGAUAUCAAGUAUGUGUUGAAACCAACAUACACAACAAAAUAUAUCAUGGAGAUCGAUAAGAUAGGAAAGAUGGCUCGAGCUUUUGAUGGAACAACUUAUCAUCCAGGAGUUGUGGGUCUUAACAAUAUCAAGGCUAAUGAUUAUGAAAAUGUGGUCCUCCAUGCACUUUCACAUGUUCCACCACUUCGUGACUACUUCCUGCGUGAAGAAAGUUAUAUAAAUAUAAAAAGACCACCUGGUGAUAAGUUAACGCUUUUGCCAAAACGUUUUGGUGAAUUAAUCAGAAAAUUAUGGAAUCCAAAGGCGUUCAAAGCUCACGUCUCACCUCAUGAAAUGUUACAAGCCAGUGUAUUAUGCAGUAACAAAAAAUUUCAGAUCACUAGACAAGGUGAUGCAGCUGAAUUCCUGAAUUUUUUGUUGAAUACUCUUCAUAUAGCCCUGAAUGGUACUCGCAAAACAUCCUCAUCCAUUAUCUACAAAAUAUUUCGAGGUAGACUGCAUGAGUUUACACGAAAAGUAAUACCGGUGGAAACAACUGAGGAAGCACGAAAAACAUUGUUGGAAACUGACGAAUAUAAAGAGAAAAAACUCGAAAUUCCAUUUCUUUAUCUUACGUUGGAUUUGCCAGCUGCACCACUUUAUCGUGAUGAAUUGUUGCAAAAUAUUAUACCACAAGUGCCAUUGUCUGUGCUCUUAACUAAAUUUAAUGGAGUUACUGAAAAGGAAUACAAAACAUACAGUGAAAAUUUCAUGAAACGUUUUCAACUGGUCCGUUUACCACCUUAUCUAAUUAUAACCUACAAAAGAUUUCAUAAGAAUCAGUGGUUUGUUGAAAAAAAUCCUACAAUUGUCAAUUUUCCUAUAAGCAAUGUUGACUUGUAUGAUUGUUUGGCGGAAGAGAUGCGUCCUCUGCAUAAAUAUACAACUUAUGAUCUCGUUUCAAAUAUUGUUCAUGAUGGUCCACCAUCAGCUGGCUCAUAUCGUAUUCAAAUUCUUCACAAUGGUACCCAGAAAUGGUAUGAACUGGAAGAUUUGCAUGUGAAAGAAAUAUUGCCGCAGAUGAUUACACUAGCGGAAUCUUAUAUACAGAUUUGGCGUUUGAAUACUUCGAAAACACGUGAACAACGAGCAGGUGAGACGGAAGGAGGUGAAGAAACUAUGAACGAAAUGGAACAAUAA